Pestalotiopsis fici W106-1 is the source of this 813-nucleotide messenger RNA. RefSeq lists its product as uncharacterized. Gene Ontology annotation, cellular component: membrane. The coding region runs from base 1 to 813 and encodes 270 amino acids. The transcript has 2 exons. NCBI's taxonomy places the organism in Eukaryota, Fungi, Ascomycota, Sordariomycetes, Amphisphaeriales, Sporocadaceae. Gene Ontology annotation, molecular function: serine-type endopeptidase activity. Gene Ontology annotation, biological process: retrograde vesicle-mediated transport, Golgi to endoplasmic reticulum. The record is from RefSeq and is a predicted model, not a curated record.
AUGUCCUUUACCAAUGCCCCCGUCACGCGAGGGCUCGUCUACGGCUUGAUCGGGAGCUCCAUCGCGGUCAGUCUCCUGGACCUGAAGCACUACUUUUACAUUCUGGUCGACCUGCACCUCUGGCGCUUCCACCAGGUCUGGCGCACCCUCAUCUAUCAGCUAUGCUAUACCAACUCGUCCGAGGUCCUUUUUGGCGCAAUCACUCUGUAUAGCUUGCGAACCAUUGAGCACUUGUGGGGAUCACGCAAGUUCGCUUCGUUCCUCGUCGUGACAUCGCUACUUACGAGCAUAUUACCGACGGCAAUACUUGCCCUGGUCUUGAGGCCAUUGACCUUUGGUGUGUUCAACUACUUACCAGCAGGCCCGACACCCAUCUUGUUUGCCCUGCUGGCACAGUACCACGCCAUUGUGCCGCACAUGUACAAGUACCGUAUAGCCACGUCCAACACGCCCAGCGAUCGAUUCCAAGGCUUUACGCUGUCCGAUAAGACCUAUAAGUAUUUACUGGCGGCGCAGUUGGCAUUCUUUCAGUGGCCAGGAUCUAUUCUGGGGGCCUUUAUUGGCUGGACAGUCGGAUACGCCUGGCGAUUGGAACUACUUCCCCGAGCUCUGACGAAAUGGAGAAUACCCGGCUGGAUGGUGGGGGUCCGCACGCAGAGGCGAAGUCAAGAGUUUGAAGGCCUCAGAAGGAGACUGGAAGGCGAAGGGUCAACAGGUACCGCCAGCGGCAUUGAGAACGGUGCCGAGGGAGAGGGCGGACGCCGACGGAAUAUAGGCGAGCAGCUCGUGGACCGUUUUGGAGGAGCAAUCUAG